Striga hermonthica is the source of this 3445-nucleotide messenger RNA. Lineage: Eukaryota; Viridiplantae; Streptophyta; Magnoliopsida; Lamiales; Orobanchaceae. The record is from the annotation of a GenBank genome assembly.
GCCUGGGAUCGAUUAUGAUGAGACAUAUUCCCCUAUCAUGGAUGCAAUUACUUUCAGAUACUUGAUGAGUUUAGCUGUCCAUGAAAAUCUUGAGAUGCGUCUCAUGGACGUUGUAACUGCUUAUUUGUAUGGAUCAUUAGAAACCGACAUAUACAUGAAAAUCCCAGAAGGAAUCAGAAUGCCCGAAGCACUGAACUCCAAACCUAAAGAGUUAUGUGCGUUAAAGUUGCAAAGAUCUUUAUAUGGCUUGAAACAAUCCGGGCGUAUGUGGUAUAAUUGUUUGAGCGAACAAUUAUUAAAAAGGGGAUACUUAAAUGAUCAAAUAUGUCCGUGUGUCUUUAUAAAGAAAUCACAUAAUGGAGUUGUGAUAGUAGCUGUCUAUGUUGAUGACCUUAAUAUUAUUGGGACAGCAAAUGAAAUACAAGAAGCAGUUACAUUUUUGAAAGGCGAAUUUGAAAUGAAAGAUCUCGGAAAAACCAAAUAUUGCCUUGGCUUACAGAUAGAGAGAGUACAAAAUGGGAUAUUUGUCCAUCAAUCUAACUAUACUAAAAGAGUACUGAAACGUUUUAAUAUGGACAAAGCUAAUCCCCUUAGUACUCCGAUGGUUAACCGGACAUUGGAUGUUGAAAAGGAUCCAUUUCGACCAUGUGAAGAAAAUGAAGAAGUACUUGGUCUUGAGGAAGGUGAGCUGGAACCUGAUCCUCAGCCGCAAGCGCCAUUGGCUGAGGAUAAAGCUGCUGUUGGAAGGAGCUCGCCCCAAAAGGAGGCGAAUGAUGGAUCUCAUUUUGAGGAUAGUGCUUUGCGAGAAAGGGAGAGCUUCUUGCCUGUUGAUAUGGGGGAUGCAAGUAAAGGGAGUAGCUGGGAGGAACAAGCAGAGUGUGAAGUAUCUAAGGAUGUUGUGGGAAAAAAUAGUAACUUGCCAGCUUUUCAGGAUGCGUCAUUCAAAAAGGGAGGUGGAAGUGGAGACGAGAACGAUAUCACUGAUGAAAAUGGGGGUGAAAACAAUGUUGUUGAGGAUAUAAUUGGAGGCUCUUUGGAGGAGGAUGCGGACAGUACAUGUGGUGGCAAGUUAUCCAUACAAGAGCAAGAGGAAGAAAGAGGUGUUGAUAUCAAAAUGAAAGUGAAUGGGAUCAUUGAGGCUGGAAAUGGGGAAAUAACAUCUGGAAGCGGGCUUCCAUUUGCAGAGAAAACGACCCUGAGUUCGAAGGAUAAGGGCAAAGGCGUUGCUUUAUUGCCUUUCGGCAGUGUUCCCUUCACAGAAUUGGCUUUGGAUGCCAAAAGUAAAGCAUUGGAUCGUCGAACAACUGCCAACGUGGAAAGUGAAGGGCCGAGUGCCAGGGGAUUUCAAUUUUUCGCUGCAGAUCCAGUUAACAAGACAGAGGAAGUGGAGCAAGCAACUUAUAACAAGCAAAAAGAUGAUAAGUUACCGCUUGAACUUUCACUUAGCUUGCCAAAUGUCUUAUUGCCUAUCGGCGCUCAGGAUAGAGGACCGACUCCUGGUUCUCCAAGCCAUGGAAGAAGUAUUCACUCCUUUGCUAGCUCAUUUCGGACAAAUUCUGAUGGAUUUACUGCAUCAAUGUCGUUUUCUGGUUCCCAGCAUUUCAGUCACAAUCCCAGCUGUUCCCUGACUCAUAAUGCACUUGAUUUUGAACAAUCUGUCAAAAGCAAACCAUUGUUUCAAGGGGUGGAUUGGAAAGCUUUGGCGGAAGAGAGUAAGAGUAAAGAGGCCCCAGCUCAUCAGGGAAUGUCAUCACGGGAAAAUGGCUUCAUUCAGCAGUCUCAAUCGUCUCAAGGCAAGUCCAGUGGACUAGCUCCAGUGCAGAAUGCAAGAGGUACAGGAAGCAGCUCCAAACUACCAAUUGCGCUGGAAAGGCAAUUAAGUUUGCAUACACAUUUAUUGGGAACACGGAAUUUUGGCUCCUGCGAAAAUGUACUCGAGCAUUGCACAGAGAGGAGACAAUUGAUGCUGGAGAAAAAUUCUGGUAGUUUACACCGGCUCAAUGGCCCAGAUGAGAAAGAACAGUCAAUGGUGAUUGGAUCCGACUUUGCCGAAUCAAUUGUUACUAUGAUAGUUUCCGAACCUCUACAUGUAUUAGCUAAGAGGUUUAGUGAUAUGACUGGGAAACAAAAGUCAUGUGUCAAAGAAUUUGUCCUCGACAUGAUUUCUGACCCCACAAAGCAAUGGCAGCUGAGUGCUCUUCAGAAGGCUUUGCAGAAGAGGCCGGAUGUGACCUUGGAUAUGCUACUUAAUGCGCAUAACACUCAACUGGAGAUCUUGGUUGCACUGAAAACGGGUCUUCGGGAAUUUCUUUUACAGACACAUGACAUCCCGAUUUCUGAUCUAGCUGAGAUAUUUCUGAAUAUGAGAUGCAGAAAUCUCAACUGCAAGAGUGUCCUGCCUGUAGAUGAAUGUGACUGCAAGAUUUGCUCUCGGAGGAGUGAUUUUUGCCGGGAAUGCAUGUGUCUUGUGUGUUCAAAGUUCGACAUGGCUUCGAACACAUGUAGUUGGGUCGGCUGUGAUGUAUGCUUGCAUUGGUGCCACGCGGAUUGUGGGUUGCGAGAAUCUCAUAUUAGAAAUGGUAUAAGUGCAGCGGGUCUGCAUGGCACAAUGGAAAUGCAGUUCUAUUGUGUUGCCUGCGGUCAUCCAUCUGAGAUGUUUGGUUUCGUGAAGGAAGUUUUCCAGAACUUUGUGAAGGAUUGGACUGCCGAAAACCUUGCUAGGGAACUUGAAUAUGUGAGAAGGAUAUUUUUUGCGAGUGGGGACAUGAGAGGGAAACAGCUGCAUGAUACUGCAGUGAGCAUGCUGUCCAAAUUGGCUAAUAGAUCAGAUCUUCUGGACGUGCAGAAUCGUAUCGUGAAUUUUUUCAAUGAAACCAAAUUCGACAGCCCUGCCAACAUCACAUCAAUUGAAUCCCAUAAGGAGCUGUCGACUAGAAACCAAGAAGCCAGUAACGGCAUUACCAGGCCUGACCUAGGGCCCGGGUGGUUGAAGCCCGUCUAUCCAGAUAAGCCUCCACAUUUCGAAAGCUCCUUCAAAUUAGUCCCUGAGAUCGAUAUAAGCAGGAAUGAUAAAUACGAAACGAACUUGGAUCUUUCAAGAACUUCUCAAAAAGAACCCAUAUUUGACGAACUGGAAAGCAUCGUGAGAAUCAAACAUGCAGAGGCCAAGAUGUUCAGAACGCGUGCAGAGGACGCAAGAAAGGAGUCCGAGGCCCUUAAGCGCAUUGUGGUUAGUAAAAGUGAAAGGAUCGAGGAGGAGUACAAAAGCCGGAUCACUAAGCUGCGUUUGGCAGAGGCCGAAGAAAUGCAAAAACAGAAAUUAGAGGAGCUUCAGGCUCAUGAGCAGGCGUAUCAAGAGUAUGUCAACAUGAAGAUGAGGAUGGAGACGGAUAUUAAGGAUCUCCUGUUGAAAAUGGAGGCAACAAGGAGCAACCUCUCUGCAUGA